AUGCCUCUCUUUAAUCCUAUACCGGUACUCACAUCAACCUCCCUCGAUGCCGGUAUUCUAUCCCAGCUAGAGGUAGCCCUAAGUGGGCUCCAUCGCAAGGCAGAUGUGUCUACACAUUCACGUGUUACCAUAAAAAACAUGAAUACAACGACCAAGAUCCUAUCUGCUGAAAGACUGGCCCCUCUUGCUCCGGACGCUUCAUUACUGAAUAGAGUCAAACGGAUUCCCACAGGACCACGCUCGAACAUUCCCAAUACUAGGCCCACUCCUACCAAAGCUACCUUUGCACAGUCUGCCUUUUCCCAGCCUAUGUUUGGUCAAUCUGCUUUCUCGCGACCAACCUUUGCGCAAAAUAACUCCGUCCGCAAGACUCCAACCUGGCCCCGUCACCGACAACCAUCUGCUAAUUCAAAGUGUUGA
Messenger RNA from Penicillium digitatum Pd1, 420 nucleotides. The record is from RefSeq and is a predicted model, not a curated record. NCBI's taxonomy places the organism in Eukaryota, Fungi, Ascomycota, Eurotiomycetes, Eurotiales, Aspergillaceae.